CUAAACCCCCUUUGUUAGCACCUCAACCACAGCAGCAGCCACCGUAGAAGACUCAUCAAGAGGUAGCCGCGCCGGAAAAAUGAGUUACAAGUUCCAUCAGUUUCAGGUCGUCGGUAGAGCCCUACCCACGGAGUCAGAUGAGCAUCCUAAGAUUUAUCGUAUGAAGCUCUGGGCAACAAAUGAAGUUCGUGCUAAGAGCAAGUUCUGGUACUUCUUGAGGAAGCUGAAGAAGGUGAAGAAGAGCAAUGGUCAGAUGCUUGCUAUCAACGAGAUUUUUGAGAAGAACCCAACAACCAUCAAGAACUAUGGUAUUUGGUUGAGAUACCAGUCAAGAACUGGAUAUCACAACAUGUACAAAGAAUACCGUGACACCACUCUCAAUGGCGGUGUUGAGCAGAUGUACACUGAGAUGGCCUCCCGCCACCGUGUCCGCCACCACUGCAUCCAGGUCAUCAAGACCGCCACCAUCCCCGCCAAGCUCUGCAAGAGGGAGUCCACAAAGCAGUUCCAUAACUCCAAAAUCAAGUUCCCAUUGGUGUUCAAGAAGGUUAGGCCACCCACUAGAAAGCUCAAGACCACUUACAAGGCUUCAAGGCCUAAUUUGUUUGUGUAAGUGGAAUGAGAAAUCUUAUGAUAUGUUUGUCUUUGAGUUAUUGGAAGCUUUGAUUUUUGUUUUGAGAGACAGGUUUUGUUGUUUACUUGGAUCUUGAAUGUUUUGAUUAUGUGUUAGGAAUCUUGGAUAUUUGAGAUUUUGAUGGUGAAUUUUAUGAUUAGGGAAGUGAUAUUGUUGGAUAAAGAUAAUUAAUGUUUGUUAAACCGAGUCAC
Messenger RNA from Lactuca virosa, 825 nucleotides. NCBI's taxonomy places the organism in Eukaryota, Viridiplantae, Streptophyta, Magnoliopsida, Asterales, Asteraceae. The record is from the annotation of a GenBank genome assembly.